AAUUUCUUAUUUUCCUCUUUUUUGUGUUAAAGGGAAGUUGGGUUAGGCAAAGGAGCGGAGAAGGGUCCUUCCUCGCAUUGGAUUUGAUUUGGGGUAUGGAGUCUCGUCACGCCUCCCUUGGUCGUCGAACGUUGGAAGAAAUUCGUCAAAAGAGAGCAGCAGAGAGAUUAAGCAAGACGUCUUCUGGACCAGAUCUUGCUAAACCUGAGGUUUUGGGGAUUACAAAAUCUCAGAGUGCAACUCGCCUAUCAGAGAAUGAUAUCACUGCCUUAGUUUCUCAAUUGAAAGUUGUGCAAAAACAAAACACACAACUAGAUGAAGAAAAUAGAGCACUCGCCUCAAAGCUUCAGACAAAAGAAGUUGAGAACAACAUGUUGCAAAAACGUCUUAAUGAUCUGGAGCAAAUCACUAUACCUUCAUUAAGAAAAGCACUCAAGGAUGUUGCCAUGGAAAAGGAUGCAGCAGUUGUUGCACGAGAGGAUCUUUCAGCUCUGCUUCGUACAAUUAAGAAACGUUUGAAGGAAGUAGAAGAGGAACAGUAUCGGGCUGAAGAGGAUGCGGGAUCUCUAAGAGCAGAACUAAACUCAUUACAGCAGCAAGCAAUGACCGGUCCUGUUAGUGGUUUAACUUCAAUGAAUUUUCCGCCAGAUCAUAUGCAAGCUAUGGAGAAAGAGCUAGCAAAUUUAAAAUCUCAAUUAGAGCAACUGACCCUGUUGAGGCAACAAGAAAGACAGCAGUUAGCGGAGGAGAAAGCGCAUGUAUCUGCACUAAGUUCUCAAAAGCAGGAUUUGGAAGAGAAGCUUGCUGUUAUGUCCAAAAAGGUCUCAGGUGAAGUCACCGGAAAGGCAUCCCAGAAGACAUUCUCAGAGGAAGACAAGGUGAGGCUUGAAAAGCAAUUACAUGAUAUGGCAGUGGCUAUUGAAAGAUUGGAAAGUAGCCGCCAGAAACUUCUAAUGGAGAUCGAUUCACAAUCCUCAGAGAUAGAGAGACUAUAUGAGGAAAAUUCUAAUCUUUCUUCCGCUCAUCAAGAAGCUUUAGGGGUGGCGGUGCAGUGGGAGAAUCAGGUCAAAGAUUGUCUCAAGCAAAAUGAGGAGCUUCGUGUUAUGUUAGAUAAGUUAAGGAAUGACCAAACUGCAAUAGCAACUGCAAACAACAACCUGAUCCAGCAAGGCGUCAAAGGCAGCAAAAAUGAAAUUCAAGGCACAGAAUAUGCUGACAUCAUCUCCAUCAAGGGUUCGCUAGCUGAAGAGCAGAGCAAAAUAGAAGCCUUGUCUGCUGAAAUCUUGCAGCUUAAUGCACGGCUCCAGCAGGCCACACAAGCAUACAGUGGUCUCACUCGCAUCUAUAAACCUCUUUUAUGGAACAUUGAGAAUAGUCUCGUCAAGUUGAAACAAGAUAGCAGCACCGUAAGAGUUCAGUGAAGGUGUAACAUUUUAAGUGGUCCGACUCGACAGCUUUUGGAAGUUUAGAAAUAUCAAGUCCUGCAGCCAUGCCAUUUAUCUUGAAACAUCACCCCAGAUAAAAUCACAGAGCUUGUGGCCUGAUGAAACACCGAUAUUCACUGUUGGUUUAGCAAAAGUGGAGUGUUUGAUUUAGCAGUUGCACCUGUCAGCGUCAAGUUGUCGAGUAAUGAUUGCCCCAUUACUUUAGAAAGAACGCGCCUUAGAAGAAUGUUCACUUGGUAACAUGCAUUUACUUAGAUUCAGUAUCAUUGCAUCUUAUCUGGAUGAAUCAGUUUACUUCAGCAGCCAUGUACACUCAUGUUUGCUGAUCUGAAUCUGUUGCAAGUAAAUUCAAAUUCGAGGCUACAAGUUCACAUAGAGAACUAACUAGUAGAAACAAAGUGAAGGAAAUGGUUGAAAAUAGUAAGGUUCAUGUGUUAAGUACUAGUUCAUAUAUCUUUUAUUUAUGUUUUAAUUUGCGUAUC
Molecule: messenger RNA, 1927 nt
Organism: Solanum tuberosum (potato)
Lineage: Eukaryota; Viridiplantae; Streptophyta; Magnoliopsida; Solanales; Solanaceae
Product: girdin
Exons: 16
Coding region: 96-1421 (441 amino acids)
Source: RefSeq, a predicted model, not a curated record